CUGCUGCCUGGGCCCAAAGUUUAGAGGUCUAGCGGGGGAGGGGUCAUAAAGGAAAUGUUCCCCAAUAUGGGUUGGGGAGAGGCUAGCGGGAAGGCGUCUGCCCCCACGGGGUCCUGGAGGGGUUCGUCGGGAUGUCGGGCUCUCCUGGAGACCCAAUGCUGGGAGGAAGGAACAGCAGGAAGCAUUCUGGGAAGGUUGCCAAGUCUGACCAGGCCUGAUGCAGAGUGAAGGGACCAGGACCCACACAGCCUCCCACUCAGCCAUGACACCAUCCUGGGGGCCACGAGGGCCACCGCAAUGGCCCAAACCAUCCCAAAGGACUCGGGCUGGACAGGGCCAUCGGCUCCCCGAGAAGGGCUGGUGGAGGCCAAGCCCAGCAGAAGUGUCCUCCACGUCACUCACGUUCUUCCCAUCUGGUCCACAAGGGGCGAAUGUGGGAAAAUGUGGCUCAAUAGCAGCUGUUUGGGGUGAAAUGCAAAAAGCACUCAAGCAGUAAAAAGAAGCUGAUGCUGAGAGAAAAAGGAAGAGACGGGCAAAAUGGGGUGAAUUCUCUCACGUAAAGAGGUGAGGGGGGAUGAGGGCCUGGACAAGACUUGAACCUCAUUCACUUUUUAUCUCAACUGCAUAAUUGUUUUGUGCUCAGAAGAUUUUUAGCCAAGGGAGGACAGGGCUAGGGAGAGAGACACACACACAGGGGUCUGAGGCCUUGAGGAUGAUCUGAGGAAAAGAAUGACCUGAGAACCUAAAAGGGAAAGGCCAAAAGGGCCUUUUAGCACAGGGAGGACCCUCCCUGAGGCAUAGAGCCACUGAGGCCCAACCCCCUCUUCUGCUUCUCAUGUGGCCCACCUUUCAAGGUAGCUUUGCCAUGGACUCCUCUUCCAGAUAGCCCCUCUGGCUGGAAGCAGAAGCUGUCAGCUCAAGUCACCAUCUCCUAAAAACUCAGCUGGGCUUGCAGGUCCAAGGUAGGUCAGAGCCAGGAGGUCAGAGAAGUUAGAUGUCUUCCCUGUCUUCUAACUGACUAGUCUUCUAAGGGCCAGGAGAGGUCUUUCAUGCCUCCUUUCUGCUGUUUCCUGCUUCCCUCAGCUCUCUAACUCCUACCCAGAAGUCUCCUGGUUAUGGAGAAUUCUCCUUAACUGAAACAAUCAUUGUAUAUGCUAUAUCAUUGUAGAGAAUAAAAACAGAACAACAUGAUCACUUCUCUACAAAAAAGCCUUUUGGCUUUUCUCAGAUUGUAAACCAUUAAGGUUUCUGAAUAGUUCCUCUUCCUAAUGCUGCAAGGAAUUCUUCUUUUCCUACUUAUUAAUAUUAAGAUGCAAAAGGCUGAAAAUCAGAAAUUGCAAGCAAAAAUACAAGCAGCAGUACAAAUUCAAUUGGAAAAUUUCAAACACCCUUUACAUGAUCCAAUAGAAAAGGAGGAUCCCAUUCAAAUGUCUAAUUCAAAUUUUUACAAGCCUAUUCCCAAAUUACUCAAAGAGGAAAAUCCCAUUUCUCCUGAAAUAAAGACAGACUCUUCUCACAUAUCUCAGAUGUGCUGGGAGCCAUCAAAGACCUCGCUGUUUGACAGUCACAUGUGGAAACCAGAGAUUACAAAGCAGCCCCCUGGAAGGAUGGAAACACCCACUGAAACACCCCCCUAACUGCCUUUCCUUAUUAACAUCCCCUUAUUAUUGGAAUUUCUAGGAUUAUUAUUCUUACUUAGCCCUAGGCAAAAUAGAUGAGAGCAACAUGCUUGCAGGGUUAAUACAGAUGUCUCACUCUGUCCCCCCAGAAUAUUACCAGGAGAGCCCUCUUACGAAAUUAAACCUAAGGAUUCUUAUAUACCCACUUAGAUAGACUCUUUUCUAGGCAUAAAAACUUCUGUCAAAUCUGUGCUCUGAAUUCCCCAACCUAUAUCUGGGUCAUGUUGAUUCCACCCUUUGACCCUGUGCAGUGAACCUUUCAUGACCUCAUGGAAUAGAGUUCCUCUUCCCAGGUGUUUGUGACAUACCAUUCCUGAUGAGUAUGCCAAAAUAUAGUAAUCUCAGUUCAAGGCUGCAUGAACAGUUCCAAGAUCUCCUAAGAAUGGGUUAACUCCCCUGUUCACAUGCUGGGGAGGAUUGGGGAGGAUAGAUUGUUUCUCUCAAGAAGAGCUUAAAAACUUGUGAGUCAUUAUCUUUGCUUUGAUAAUGUUCCAGUCUUUCUUUCUUGCGACUCCAUAGCUGUUCUUCAACAGCUAUAAGCUGUCCCCAAACAAUUCUAAAUUGUCGCCUAUUGGGACUCCAUAGAUGUCCCCAGCAAGUGGCGCCCGGAACAGGGACACCCUCUGGUUCUUUUAUUGGAAGCCCCCAGAACUUCUAUGAACCUCCCCUGGGUUCUUUUUGGAGAACCCCCAACUUGUCCAGUUCUUUCAAGAACCCCCGACACUGUGUGCAGAGUUCCAAUGCUAUGGAGAUCCCUUGGUGGUGAGUAUAUGAGAUACUCUAAGGGUAAGAGGGAAAUUAUAUUUCUUCUUAAAAAUGGAUCCUAAAACACUGAUUUUUUCCUUUCAAAGCAUGCUUGUCAUUGUCUUUGUCACAGUCUCGUCUCUAUGUAUUCUUAAAUUGGACACUCACAAAAGAAAAAAAAAUGGGAUAGUUGCAAGAUUGAACUUCCCACUGUCAAAAAUCCUUAGCAGAGGACAAAAAAAAAACCUGUUCAAUGAUUUUUUUCCUCUUUCUUCCUUUGGAUGGGCCCCCAAAGGAGUGAAAAAGAGAAAAUUUCAGAGCAGAAAAGGGAGAUUUUUACUCUCUAAUUAGAGGCUACUUUUCAUUUAAGAUUAAUGGUUUGAUAUAUGCAAUUUGGAGGAUUGCUAAUGAUUUUGAUCUGAUACAAAUAUAAUUUCAUGUAUUAUGGUAACUAUUUGUCAGUUAAAUGUGAAAUCUUAACCAGAUUUUAUUGAGCACAACAAAACUCAUGGUUAGAACUUUGUUUUGUUAGAUCUUGCUAUGCAUAAUGGUUUCAGUGAAUUUGAGAAUUGUCUAAAUGUGAUUGAUAGCCAGCUUGACCCAGAGAGGAAAUGUUUUAUUCUAUAAGGACAGAAAUUAUACUGGCUACUGUAAGAGUUAAAAUUUAGGGAAACUGAGGCAGGUAGAAAUUAGUUUCUCUCUGCAAGGAGCAUUAUAUUUUUAGAGGUUUAUUAAAGGUUAAGGAUUAAAGAAAAUACAAGUAAGAAAGGCACCUGUCUAGGCCCAGAGAGGCCUAGACACAAGCUCACCUGCAUUAUGAAAAGAGCCGCGUCUGCUUGCAAGCAGAAACAGGAAAGAAAAAGAGCCAAAAGCCUUUCCAAUCAGGUUAAAUACCCCAUCUCGAUUUUGGCCCAGGUGAGAAUUCAGUGAUAUUACAAAGCAUUCUGGGGAAGUGGAGCAAGGACUUCUGGGGAUUGAAGUUGUGGAUUCAAGCCUCCAUUUUUACACUACUUUAUACAUGUGAAAAUCAUCCAGCAAAAGUUGUUAUGUUGUUGAGAAGAACUUAUUCUAUAAUUUAAAUUUGGGUUUUUUUCAAAUCAGAUUUAUUUUAAUGCAUGUGCUGUUAGAACUAGUAACAAGAAAUGAUAUGACACACCAGAAGUUUUUUAAGUGGUUAAUCCGUGCAUGGGAUUUAAUAAUACAAGUACUAAGAAUUUGGUAUUUUGCAAGAGAGAAUUUCUAAACAAUGUUGUCUUUGACUAAGGUUAUGUGAAGUGCUUUUAAAAACGUAUACAAUGUAUAGUAAGGAAUAUAAGGGUAUAUGAUAUGCAAUAUGAUAUGCAAACUGCAGCCUUGAAAUCAAGAAGGGCUUGUCAUAAGGAUUAAAUACAAUUCAGGAUAGUAUCUUUCCUCUACUUACAAAAUGGUAAAGAGGAGAAGCCAGAAGAAAUAAGAGUAAUGGAUAGAGAUACUAGUUGAUACUAUGAAUUCUAGUGUGAUAUAGAUACAAAUUAUAAAUUAGAAUAAUAUUGAUGGAAUUUAAUCAGGUGUGUGAUAAUGUUUUGAGCUACAAGAAGACUAAACUGGAGGUUCUAUUCUACUUUAGACAGGUUUGAGAGAAGUGCAGGUAAAUGCUUUGCACUUCAGUUUGGUGACUCUGAAACAUGCUAAAGGACUUAAAGUUAUUUGGAAGUUGUGGAGUUCAAACUGAAAUCCACUGAGAGUAAAUUAUUAUGAAGAGGGUUUGAUAUAUUCAAAAUUUUAAAUUGUAGUAAACUCACUGGUUAAAGAAGGAUGGGACAAGGUUAUCAAGUAAUAAAACGUAAUUGAGCCAAGGAGCCUUAGGAUAAAUUGCUCAGAAGCUAUGAACCCCUUCCUUGCACACAGGAAGGAGAAAGAAGUUCCACACUGAUACUUGGGGACUGAAAUAGGGACCUCAAAGAGGUGACAACCACUGUGUGAUAGAACUUAAGAGGAGGGUAUUUUAAUUGUAGAUUCGGAGGUUUUAAGAGGCUCAAACAAACACACGUUGCCAGCCCCGUCUGACCAAGUAGCUUGUUUGAAGCUGUGGAAUCUUAGUGCAAACAUUCCAUGUCCAGAAUGAUGAGAUUAUUCAGCCAACAAUAAGUAGCUUCGGCCCUCCAUUCUGUAAGGCUGCACUUUCCUGCUCUGUACAUCGUCCACUAUAUGGAUGAUAUUCUUAUUGCGGCUGAAGAUGAAUCCCAAAUAAGCAGGUGCGACAGUCAAUUGGAAAUUACCUGGCAAAAAUACCAUUUAGCCAUCGCUCAAGGAAAGAUUCACAAAACACGUCCUGCACUCUCUCGAGGGGCUCAGCUAUAGGCAACAGCUGUUGUGCCUCACAAAUACAAUAAAGAAAGGACUGUCUUAAUGAUUAUCAGAAAUGGUUAGGUGACAUCAAUUGGGUCAGGCAACAUUUAUUUCUUACUACAUUAGAACUGUUAUUCACAACACUGGAAGGCAGUUCUGACUUGAAUUCCCCUGGAAUACUGACACCCGAGGCCUCUCUUGCUUUAGAGAUGGUAGAAGACAAAGUGAAUCAGGCUCCACUUAACCGUAUCCGCCUCCAUUCGCCGUGGAAGUGACUUUUUUUGCCUCUUCAAUAUUACCAACAGGUGCCUUAACUGAGAAACAGAGUCAUUGAAUGGCUACGUCCAAAAAGCCAAUUGGGAAAGGCUUGACAGAGUUCUGACUGUCUCAUGGCUCAGUUAUAUGGAAGGGCAUAGAGCAUGUGGUCUGAGGUUUAGGAUGGCAUCCUCGAGACAUCUGGGGACCCAUUGCUAAAGAAAUACCACAGAAAUACUUACAAAGUCACGACGAAUGGUCUUGGCUAUUGGUGUACCCAUUGCUAUGACCGCCUGCACUCCACAAGGCUUAUUUCCUUUUUGUCACCACAUCCUGUUGUCUUUCCUCGUGUUCUAAGAGAUCGUCCGGUAUCAGGACCUAACGUUUACAUUGAUGCGAAUGCUCCUUACGAGGCAGGCGUAUACGGGACGGCAGCUCCCCUGUCAUUUUUACCCUCCUUUUCUUCUACCCAACAAACUGAAUCAACAGCUGUUUUACCAGCCUUUUGGUUACUUCAGGAGCCUUUCAACCUCCUAAUGGACUCUGAACAUGGUUUUCAGUCUGUGCAGGGUAGAGAACAAGCUGUCAUCAGAUCCACUCAAAGCAACGCACAGACGUUAUUCUGUGAAUUCCAAACUGUCCUACGACACAGGACACGUCCAGUGGAUGCCCUGCAUGUACGUCGUCGUGCCAAUCGGCCUGGACCCAUUUUAAAGGAAAUGACAUCAUAGAUCAAGCUGUGAUUGCUCCGUGUUAUCUAACCGAUAUACAAUUAGCCGAGGAAUCCAUCAUACAUUUCACCAAAAUAGUCCUGCUUUACGCAGAAUGUUCCAACGCACAAAGGAUCAAGCCGGGAGGAUUGUUCAAAAGUGUCCUAAUUGCGUUCCAAACCACCCCCAAUGCACAUUGCUGUGACUCCCAGAGGCUUAACUAGUACAGAGAUACGGCGAAUGGAUGUGACCCAUGAACGGUCCUCUGGACGACGUCAAUAUAUCCACGUCACUGUGGGUGCUCAUUCAGGGGGUUUGUGGGCUUCCUGCUUGACGGGAGAAAGAACUUCUGCUAUGAAUCUCUACUUAAUGGCUUUUCGGAUGGCCGGUCCCCCAGAACAUUUAAAACAGAGAAUGGACCCGCUUAUACUUCCAAACAGUUUUUUCUUUUCUGUCAAACUCGGGGCAUCCAACACCUCACAGGUAUCCGUACAAUCCACAAGGACAAGCUACUGCGGAGCGCAGUAAUCAAACACUAAAAACAUUCCUUUUAAACAAAAAGGGGGAGACAGCACCCCGCAUCGACGAUUGGCAACAGCUGUCCAUACUAUCCAUAAUCUGAUCUUUGCUUCCAAUAACAUCCAGAGCUGGAAAAUGUUUCUCUGCAUUUUCCUAGGAACAGAAUUCAGGCACCGCCACUCCCGGGCUCCCUGCCUGCCCCAGAACAACAAUCUGUCAUGUGGAAAGACGAUGAUCAAUCCUGGCAAGGCCCCCACCCAGGGGUCCUGCAGGCUGGCUGUGUUGGUGUCUCCACAGGUGAAGACAGAGUUCGGCUCCCUCUCGCCGAGUUCGAGAAAUGGACCCUAAAGAGAAGGGCAAGGAGAGGAUGCAGGAAGCCUCGCAAGGAGCCUCGACCACGUCUCCAAAAGUUGGUGCCUGCUAGAGCACAGGGCCUGGAGUCAGGGAGGCCUGAGAUCACCCCCUGAGAGACCCUGGACAAGUCACUUUGGUCUGCUUGCCUCAGUUUCCUCCCCUGAGAAAUGAGCUGCAGAAGGACAUGGCGAAGCCGCCCAGCCUCUGCCCAGAAAGCCCCAAAGGAGGGGUGUCAGACAGGCCUGAACAGCCUGAGCCCAGCACCUUGCAGACAGACACACAGACACCCCCAGACUGUCCUCUGUCCAUCAGGGCUCUCAGUCUGUGCUCAGAGGCUGCUGCCGCCUUCUGUGGCCUCCCCCAGGCCUCUGAAGGGUCUUUGGGCCUCUGGGCUGGGGUGGUACUGAGGGAGACCCUCCUCAGCUGGCCCAGAAGUCCAGGAGACCCUGAGGAAGCAGCUCUGUUUCCCCCCAGACCCUCUCUGGACCAGCUUCCCCCCAGGCUUAGAUGAGAUACUUGUCUGGAUCUCACCAUGGGGGAAACUGAGGCAAAGGCUGACAAGGGCCUUGGCCAGGCUCCCCCAGCUGGGCCGUGUCUGAGGCCAGGUUUGAGCCCAGAUCUUGGGGGUUCCAGGCCCAGGAGGGCAGCCCCCGAGUCACCUGAUGCCUCCUCUGGGGAGAGGGUUGGCCCCUCCUUGGAAGAGACUCUGAGGUCCCCCCAAAGCAAAAGGAGCAGUAGGAAGUUCAGAGAGAUCCCUGGAGGAGGGGAAGCUGUGGGAGGGGCCUGGGCCUGGGCCUGGAGGGUCAGCAGCUGCCCUGUGCCUCAGUUUCCUUCUCUGUCAGAAGGGGGAUCCUGGCACCCCUCCUCAGAUUCUGGGGAAGGAUGGGUCCAUUCACUGAUCAGUCAAUCAGUAGACACUUAUUAGGCACCUGCUGUGUGCCAGGCUCUGACCUGAGGCAGCCUCCAGUGGAAAGAAGCAGCAGCAGGGCAGGGCUGGAGGGGAAAUGAGGGGAGGAGAGAAGGCUGCAGCCCCCCAGGUUGGGAAACAUUUCCUUUAUGGCCCCUCCCCCACCAGGAGGCUUAACUAGGGACCAAGGCAGCCGAACUCCAUUUCCCAGGAUGCCUGUGUCAGGAUGUCAUGCGGGUCUUGGCCCUUUCUUAUGGAAGACUCCAUUUCCCAGAAUGCCCAGUUUCUGAUGUCACCCAAGUCUUGGCACCUGCCGCUAUGGCAGCCCCAAAGCACCCUGGGAAUCUCCUGUGGGCAGUCUCAGCUCCCGCAAGGUGCACAGGUCUGGUCUUGGACCAUUUCCGGGGGAUGAGGGAAGGGGAGGCAGUCCAUGCGCAGGCGCGGCCCUAGCUCCCUGCUAUAUCGCCUGAGACGAUUUGCUUCCUUACUCUUGGGGAGCUGGAAGACCCGGGUGGACCAGUUCCGGGUUACUGAGUUUGGGACUUGGUGGGGUUCGUGUGCGCAUGUGCACCAAGAGGCGGGGCAGGAGGCCCAGACCCCGGUGUAAAUGGUUGUAGGGGGAGGAGCUGUCUCCGCGUCUGUCAAUCACUUUAAAGGACCUCAGAAAAGGGACCGACACAGAAGUGCUGGAUCCGGAUCCGGCGGGGCGGCCGUGACUGGACCUGGGGCCGAGGCAGGGCUUUGCCAGCCCCUCCGCGGGCGCCGGGAGGCAGUUGGGGGAGGGGGCGGGGCUGAUCCAGCCCCUUCAUGUUCACCUCCGAACCCGCUAGGGGAGAAGCAGCCCUCGGGAGCCUGGUCAGGGGGCAGCGGAGGUGCCCGCGCCCCCAUGCCAUGGAAGGAGCCCCGAUCUCGGGCCCUGAGGAAAUGCCAGCCCGCUCUCCCAUCCCCCACCUGACGCCCCCCCAUUCCCCAGUAACCCCCAACUCAGCCAGUGCAGCUUCUGAGUGGAAGGAAGCCAAAGACGGCGGCAGAGGAGGCGGGGCUUUCCCCGGCCAGUCCAAGGCCCUUCCCACCCCGAGGCACCCGGUAACCCCCUGAGGCCAGGGAAGGCCUGGGAGCCCCCCUGAGCCCUCCCCCUCUCUCCUCCCCCAGGCGCCCACAGACGAAGUCUCUCCCCUCGGGGCUGCCACCCUCGGAAGCACCCCAGGGUGGCCUCGCAGCCAGAGGAAUGGCCCCCUGGACCCCGAGGCCCCCCUCCCAGGUCACCCCAUUCUUGUCAGACUUGCUGACGGGGUCCGAGCCCAGACUAAUGAGACCAGAGUGAGGAGGGGUCAAUAACAUUCCAGGAUGUGGCUGUGUACUUUACCCAGGAGGAAUGGCGCCUGUUGGACCAUUCUCAGAAAGAGCUGUACCUGGAGGUCAUGCUGGAGAAUGUGCAGAAUCUACUCUCUGUGGGGCUUCCAGUUCCUAGAGAAAACUUUAUCUCCUGUUUUCAGCAAGGGGAAGCACCAUGGCUGUUAGAGCAGAAAGGCCCAAGGAGCUCUUGUCCAGAAUCAGAGACUACUUUUGAAGUGAAGGAGAUGUUUACAAAGCUGAGUCUUUUUGUGGAUGGAUGUGACCCCCAAAGAUGCAUGAAUGAGGGUGCCUAUGACUUCAUUGUCAGAAAAAUCUGUGACUCUAAUAUCAAGGUAAAUAAAAAUCCAAAGAAUGAUUGUGAAUUUGAUGAGACUGCAGAAAAAUGCAGCCAAUAUUCACUUCUAAAUCAGUAUACAAAAUUUACCUCAGGAAAUGACUGUUGUCAGGAUAAUGAUAAUAGCAAAUGCUAUCCUGAAGAAGGAGGACUUGUUCAGUCACCUGAGAAACCUCUGGAAAUGCCCAUGUAUGAAGGUAACCUAGGGAGAAUGGACUUUGGCUGGAGUUUAGACCUCAUUAGACAUCACAAAAGUAAACAUGUAAAAAUGGUUUCUGUGAGUGAUAAAAGUGGGAUACCUUUCCAUCAUAAGUCUGAGCUUGGUUCAUAUCGAAUAAUCCACUCUGGAGAGAAACCUUAUGACUGUAAAUAUUGUGGAAAGGCUUUCACACAGAGGGGCCAUCUUGCUGGACAUCAGAGAAUCCACACUGGAGAGAAACCUUAUGAAUGUAAACAGUGUGGAAAGACUUUUACAUGGAAGAUCUCUCUUGCUGCACAUCAGAGAAUCCACAGUGGAGAGAAACCUUAUGAAUGUAAACAAUGUUGGAAGGCUUUCACAUGGAAGGUCUCUCUUGCUGCACAUCAGAGAAUCCACACUAGAGAGAAACCUUAUGAAUGUAAACAAUGUGGAAAGUCUUUUACAUGGAAGGUUUCUCUUUCUGUACAUCAGAGAAUCCACAGCGGAGAGAAACCUUAUGAAUGUAAACUAUGUGGAAAGGCUUUCACAAGUAGGUACCAUCUUGCCAGACAUCAGAGAAUCCAUAGCGGAGAGAAACCUUAUGAAUGUAAACAGUGUGGAAAGGCUUUUACAUGGAAGGUCUCUCUUGCGGCCCAUCAGAGAAUCCACUCUGGAGAGAAACCUUAUGAAUGUAAACAGUGUGGAAAGGCUUUCGCAAGUAAGGACCAUCUUGCCAGACAUCAGACAAUCCACACUGGAGAGAAACCUUAUGAAUGUAAACAAUGUGGAAAGGCUUUCACAAGUAGGAAUAGUCUUGCCAGACAUCAGACAAUCCACUCUGGAGAGAAACCUUAUGAAUGUAAACGUUGUGGAAAGACUUUCACACAAAGGGGCUCUCUUGCUGCACAUCAGAGAAUCCACUCUGGAGAAAAACCUUAUGAAUGUAAACAGUGUGGAAAGACUUUCACACAGAGGGGCCAUCUUGCCAGACAUCAGAGAAUCCACACUGGAGAGAAACCUUAUAAAUGUAAACAAUGUGAAAAGGCUUUCACACAGAGGCGCUCUCUUGCUGCACAUCAGAGUAUCCACACUGGAGAAAAACCUUAUAAAUGUAAACAGUGUGGAAAGACUUUUACAUGGAAGGUCUCUCUUGUUGCACAUCAAAGAAUCCACACUGGAGAGAAACAUUAUGAAUGUAAACAAUGUAGAAAGGCUUUCACAUGGAAGGUCUCUCUUGCUGCACAUCAAACAAUCCACACUGGAGAGGACCCUUAUGAAUGUAAACAAUGUGGAAAGACUUUCACACGAAGGGGCCGUCUUUCUGCACAUCAGAGAAUCCACUCUGGAGAGAAGCCUUAUGAAUGUAAACAGUGUGGAAAGACGUUCACACAGAGGGGCAAUCUUGCCAGACAUCAAACAAUACACACUGGAGAGAAACCUUAUGAAUGUAAACAGUGUGGAAAGGCUUUCACACAGAGGGGCAAUCUUACCAGACAUCAGAGAAUCCACUCUGGAGAGAAACCUUAUGAAUGUAAACUGUGUGGAAAGGCUUUCACACAGAGGGGCUCUCUUGCUAAGCAUCAGACUAUCCAUUUUGGAGAGAAACCUUUUUGUGUAGAGUGAAAAAUUAGUGUGUUAUUCUCAAAAUAAUAGUUAUUAAUAUCUAAGUAAAACUGGUGUCCCUGCUCCUUCCCUCUUCCCCCUCCAUCAAGCUCCCUUCUAGAGAAGAUUACCCCACCCUCCAUCCUUCUCCUUGCAGGACAAAAGCUUUAAAACCUGUGAAUAUGUGGGCUGUUCUUAGACCCUUAAGUACCCUUUUUUGUCUUAGAAGUCCUUCCCAUUGAAUCAAAGUCUUCCCCCAGUAGUCAAGUCCAAUGGUUGGAACCUCAGCCCCUCCCAGAUAGUCCAGUCCUCCAGAACUCCCCUUUUUGUAUCUGUCUCCAACUUCCUGAUCAUUUCUUUAAAAUGUUACUUUGCUUGAAUGUAUCCACUGUAAAGCUAUUCAACUUCACAUUCCUGUCAUUUAUUUCUGGAUUUCAACCAUUGUAAAAAUGUUAUAAUCCCUUCAGAGAGGCUUGAUUAUAUCAACAUUCUUCUAUAAAUAAGGGAUUUUUCUGUGAAUUUUUGGGAUAUUUGUCUUAGGUCAAUGGCUUGAGAUAAUGCUCCACAUUUUCUUUCUUUCUCUCAAUAAAGAAUUGCAUCUUAAA
Monodelphis domestica (gray short-tailed opossum) is the source of this 11571-nucleotide messenger RNA. Lineage: Eukaryota; Metazoa; Chordata; Mammalia; Didelphimorphia; Didelphidae. The record is from RefSeq and is a predicted model, not a curated record.